AUGUCUCGUCCUGGCACUACAUUAUAUGUCACCGGUUUCGGGCACGGAACUCGAGCUCGCGACCUUGCCUACGAAUUCGAACGAUACGGCCGUCUGGUUCGAUGUGACAUACCAGCACCACGUACUCCGUCCAGCAGAUUGUUUGCUUUCGUGGAGUAUGAGAGCCGUCGUGAUGCAGAUGAUGCAUAUCAUGAGAUGCAUAAUAAACGAAUUGGCCGUGAUGAUUUGCUCAAGAUUGAAUGGGCUCGGACCCCUCCAUCUGCUUCUUGGCGGUUUGAUUCUGGCCGUGACCGCCGACGUGACCGUUCACCUCCACGCCGUGGCCGUUCUCCAUCCCCUCGCCGGGGUCGCAGCGACUACUCUCCCAGGAGGGAUGAUCGAUACGACCGGGACUAUGAUCGCCACGACCGCGACUACGACCGACGCGAGCGCGAUCACGACCGACGGGACCGUGAUUACGAUCGACGAGAUCGAGACCGUGACCGUUCUCGUGACCGUUCUCGUAGCCCUGAUGAGAGAGAACGGGAAGUGAAGGAUGACCGAGAACGCCAGGACGACGAACGUGAGCGACGUGAUGAUGAUAAUGAAAUUGUACCAAAUGGAGAUAACAGGAAAGUUCCUCUAGACCCCAUGACUUCUGCUCACGACGAGCUUGAUACCGCUGAGUAG
Messenger RNA from Aspergillus tanneri, 669 nucleotides. RefSeq names its product RNA-binding protein. The transcript has 5 exons. Gene Ontology annotation, biological process: mRNA splicing, via spliceosome. The record is from RefSeq and is a predicted model, not a curated record. Lineage: Eukaryota; Fungi; Ascomycota; Eurotiomycetes; Eurotiales; Aspergillaceae. The coding region runs from base 1 to 669 and encodes 222 amino acids. Gene Ontology annotation, molecular function: RNA binding. Gene Ontology annotation, cellular component: nuclear speck.